AUGUGCCUGACCGUUACAACUUCAAGAUUGACAAGUACGUUCUUUUUCCUCUGAUUGGUGCGUAACCGCUGAAUUAGCCAAUAGCAUUGAGUCACGUCGUCCAAAAAGUAUCCAUGUCUUUCCAACAGUCGAAGAGGAGCUGUUUGCUCUGGUAGAGAGAACAUGGCACCACUCGUUUGCACCUGCACACCACUUUGCAAUUCUUCUCCAGCAGCUCUGAGCCCCCAAGUCCAACGUGAUGGCGAUCAUCGACAAGUCCGAUCUUCCGUUGUUGCAGCCUCGCACCAGCACACUGCUCAACACUAACAACGUUUCGGAGCAGUCUUUAACUUCUCCACUGCAAUCAAUUCGGGAGAGCUUCCACGCUGACCGCUUCAAGCUGCGGUCGAUUGGCUCUGUGCUUGGGUGGAUCGCGCUUGGCAGCUUUGUCAGCUCGGCGGUGCUAGCACCUAAGCAGCUGGGCGAUUACACGCACAAUGGGAUGUCAAUGCACGCGGUUCAACACCAACUCGACUUGAUGGCGGCGUGCACGUCCACCGGUAGUGCCAAAGGGGACGGAGACGUAGAAGAAGUUCAAACCAACAAGGGUGUCGGCUGGUUCCUUGGCGGCAACGAUCCCGAGCACGUCCUGACGUCGCUACCGGAAGUCACAUCAUUUGAUAAUCUUCCUGAAAAUUGGGACUGGCGCGACUAUAACGGAACGGGUGUCAGCUUGACUACCAGCGUUAUGAACCAAAUGGUCCCGCGCGCCUGCGGAUCCUGCUGGGCUUUCGCCACGGUCAGUGCGCUGUCGGACCGAAUUCGAAUUGCACGGUUCAGAAAGACCGGUCGUCUUGACACGGAGGUGCUGCUAUCGCCGCAAGUCUUGCUUGACUGCGGCAUGCGCUCGUUUGGAUCGUGUCACGGCGGAGACCCGCGGUAUGCACACAAGUGGAUCCACGAAAACGGCAUUGUCGACUUGACAUGCAACCCGUACAUAGCGUCGCACCCGUCGUGGAUGGGAGGGGGUGACUGCGCUGCUACACAGUGCCACACUUGCAACCUGAAGGGCGAAUGUUUCGUGUUGGAGGACCCAGUGAAGUAUCGGAUCUCUGAGUACGGCACACUCAACUUCACGACGCCGGAGGAGUUUCAGCUUCAGGCGAUGAGCGAGAUCUAUCAUCGGGGCCCCAUCGUUGUGAGUAUGUACUCAUUAUCGCCGGAGUAUCGCCAAUUUAAGGGAGGUUAUAUCCUGCGUGAUUCAACCAAGUACCCUGGAACUACCCACGUCGUGAGUCUUGUCGGAUGGGGUACUGACGCCAAGACGGGAGUCAAAUACUGGAUCGUUCGCAACUCGGACGGUACCAAUUGGGGCGACCGCGGUUUCUUCCUCGCUGAAAGAGGUGUGAACAUUUACAACAUGGAAAGCCAUGGAGCCUGGGCUGUCCCCAUCGUCUAGAAAAAAUAAAGUUAAUCAUGUAGAAUCGAACUAAUUCAUCAGAAAUAGUCCAGCACAUUUUAUGACCAAAUGAGAAAUAGUCCGAAAUAUGAGGCGAGAAAUGGUCUGAAAA
Molecule: messenger RNA, 1550 nt
Organism: Phytophthora nicotianae INRA-310
Lineage: Eukaryota; Oomycota; Peronosporomycetes; Peronosporales; Peronosporaceae
Exons: 1
Coding region: 239-1438 (399 amino acids)
Cellular component (GO): lysosome
Molecular function (GO): cysteine-type endopeptidase activity
Source: RefSeq, a predicted model, not a curated record